Ficedula albicollis (Collared flycatcher) is the source of this 911-nucleotide messenger RNA. RefSeq names its product complement component 1, q subcomponent binding protein (gene C1QBP). The record is from RefSeq and is a predicted model, not a curated record. Gene Ontology annotation, biological process: cytosolic ribosome assembly. The transcript is spliced from 6 exons. The annotation marks the transcript as partial. Lineage: Eukaryota; Metazoa; Chordata; Aves; Passeriformes; Muscicapidae. Gene Ontology annotation, cellular component: mitochondrial matrix.
GGGGGCGGGCUGCACACCGAGGGAGACAAAGCCUUUGCACAGUUCCUGACGGAUGAGAUCCAGGAGGAGAAGAAGAUCCAGAAGCACAAAUCGCUGCCCAAGGUGUCCGGGGGGUGGGAGCUGGAGGUCCAUGGCACAGAGGCCAAGCUGGUGCGGAAGAUCGCGGGGGAAAAGAUAACUGUUACAUUCAACAUCAAUAACAGCAUUCCACCCUCGGCUGAAGAAGACGCUCAGGAGCAGCAGAAACCUGACGAGCAGGAGCCUGAACUUACAUCAACUCCAAACUUUGUUGUGGAAGUAAUAAAAGAUGAUACGAAACAGACCCUUGUGCUUGACUGCCAUUUCCCUGAAGAUGAGAUUGGACAUGAAGGAGAGGAAGAAAGUGAUAUUUUCACAAUUCGGGAGGUCAGCUUCCAGCCCACUGGAGAAGCUGACUGGAAGGACACCAACUACACCCUCAACACAGAUUCCCUUGACUGGGCUCUCUAUGAUCACUUGAUGGAUUUCCUGGCUGACCGAGGAGUGGACAACACCUUUGCUGAUGAGUUAAUAGAGCUCAGCACUGCCCUGGAGCACCAGGAGUACAUUAAAUUCCUUGAAGACCUGAAAAGCUUUGUCAAAUGUCAGUAGGUCAGGCUAGGAAACUUAUCCUCAAGUGUGGGUAUUCCACAGUGCUGCUACAUCCAGCAAUACCCAAAUAUAUCUUCACAGUGGAUACAGAGAGUAAGUAAUGUGGAAGUUGGAGAAUGGGAGAGCGAGGAUUCUCACUUGGAUUUGGGGAUUUGCAGUGAUGGUGCAGCCCCAGUCACAUUCUCCCACGCUAUGGGCCAGAAUUGCCUUGCCCUGCAUGGGGUUUUUUGUACAUUAAGAGUGAAUGUGAAGAAUAAAACUGUUCAACAUAUCACUGAAAA